AAACUAAACGGUCAGCAGUCAGCCUGCGUCAAAUAUUUAUUUGCGAAAGAAAAGCUAAGAAAAGCAAUUUAAACAAUGUUUCGCUUACCUUUUGGCAAGAAACAUGCUGAAAUAGCAACUUCUUUCGUACGCUCUGGAAUGGGCUUUGGCGGAGCCGCUGGCCUGGCGCUGCUUUACUACACAGACUGGAAGCUGGUGCUGCAGUAUAUGCCCAUCUAUGGCUCCAAAUUCGACAAGAGCGAAUAAAGAAUUCUUCAACUAGUUUAAUGACGGGUGAAUAAAAUAGUUUCAAAACAUUA
Molecule: messenger RNA, 299 nt
Organism: Drosophila busckii
Lineage: Eukaryota; Metazoa; Arthropoda; Insecta; Diptera; Drosophilidae
Gene: UQCR-6.4
Exons: 2
Coding region: 76-246 (56 amino acids)
Biological process (GO): mitochondrial electron transport, ubiquinol to cytochrome c
Cellular component (GO): mitochondrial inner membrane
Source: RefSeq, a predicted model, not a curated record